ACACACAUUCGUUAGUCUGUACAUCACCACUCAUUGGUUUCCGUUCAACACGUUACACUUACAUAUAAACGCCAAAAUUCUUCCAUUUUCUUUAAAACACCCUCUCUUUUUCUAAAUUUUCUCCUUCUUUUCCUCACUCUUUUUUUUCCGGAAAAUCUUCCAACAUUGUAUUCAUGUCGGACACGGGUCGACCACUACCAAAGUUUGGUGAAUGGGAUGUCAAUGAUCCAGCUUCAGCUGAAGGCUACACGGUGAUUUUCAACAAAGCUAGAAAUGACAAAAAGACAGGUGGUGGCAAACCAGAGUCACCUGCAAAGGUUAAUCCUCGUACCAGACGACCUCCGUUAGAUCCAAGCAAAACACAAAGUAAAAAAUGUUUUUGUUGCAUACAAAGUCCUCCCGUGGAGUCAUAGUUAUGGUUGCUCGUGUAAAAGAUUGAACAGAAGACCGUGUUUAUAUGUAAUAGUUGCUUCCAACGAUUUCUCAAGGAUAGGAGUUGAGGGUAGUAGAUGAAUUAUGUUAUGCUUAUAUGCUAUAAAAGCGAGUUUGCAACAAGGAAAAGUAAAGAAAACAAACUUUUAUCCAUAUAUAUAAAGUGGUUUAUCCAUAUGACUAA
This is a messenger RNA of Glycine soja, 616 nucleotides long. Its product is annotated as protein NOI4-like. The coding region runs from base 174 to 413 and encodes 79 amino acids. The transcript is spliced from 3 exons. The record is from RefSeq and is a predicted model, not a curated record. NCBI's taxonomy places the organism in Eukaryota, Viridiplantae, Streptophyta, Magnoliopsida, Fabales, Fabaceae.